CACACUCCCUCCAUAGUUCUAAUAGCUCUAGUAGAAGUUAACAAGUAUAGUGUUAGUGUGAGCAAAGUAGUAAAGAGAAACAAUGGCUUCAACACAAUGUUUCUUGCACCAACAUGCACUUACUACUCCAACAAGAGCCUCAUCACAACGCCAAGUAGUGUGCACAAAGCCAAACCAGGUUGUAUGCAAAGCUCAGAAGCAAUCACAUGAUGAUGCUUCUGUCUCAGUGUCUCGUAGGUUGGCUCUAACUGUUCUCAUUGGUGCUGCUGCUGUUGCAUCUAAGGUCUCUCCUGCUGAUGCUGCCUAUGGAGAAGCUGCCAAUGUGUUUGGAAAGCCGAAGACAAACACCGACUUCCUAGCAUACGCCGGAGAUGGAUUCAAAGUAUCAAUUCCUUCAAAGUGGAAUCCGAGCAAAGAGGUCGAGUACCCCGGUCAGAUACUUAGAUAUGAAGACAACUUUGAUUCAACCAGCAAUUUGGUUGUCACAGUUACUCCAACUGAUAAGAAAUCCAUCACUGAUUAUGGUUCCCCUGAGGAGUUCCUUUCUCAGGUUGAUUACUUGCUUGGGAAGCAAGCUUUCUUUGGGGAAACUCAGGCUGAGGGUGGUUUCGACGCGAAUGUUGUAGCCACGGCUAACAUCUUAGAGAGUGCAACACCAGUGAUUGAUGGUAAACAAUACUAUGUUCUAUCUGUCUUGACAAGGACUGCCGAUGGAGACGAAGGCGGCAAGCACCAGCUGAUCAGGGCAACUGUUAAAGACGGAAAAUUAUACAUCUGCAAGGCUCAAGCCGGAGACAAGAGGUGGUUCAAGGGAGCUAGAAGAUUCGUUGAGGACUCGGCGAGUUCCUUCAGUGUUGCUUAAGAACUUGGUAGAGAGGGCUAUAAAUGCUUAAUGCUUAAUGCUAAAUGCUGUAUGUAAAUCCAACUUAUUAAAGUGUUAUGUAUGUUUUUUUGUUGUUGAACUCUCCUUUUUUUGUCCCCAAGCUUCAGUAUUUGAGGGAUUUGGUUCAAGUAUAUGGAAGCUUAAUCUUAAUCUCAUUAAGCAUUUUAGUUUCAAUAA
Molecule: messenger RNA, 1060 nt
Organism: Arachis duranensis
Lineage: Eukaryota; Viridiplantae; Streptophyta; Magnoliopsida; Fabales; Fabaceae
Product: oxygen-evolving enhancer protein 2, chloroplastic
Exons: 4
Coding region: 83-862 (259 amino acids)
Biological process (GO): photosynthesis
Cellular component (GO): photosystem II; extrinsic component of membrane; photosystem II oxygen evolving complex
Molecular function (GO): calcium ion binding
Source: RefSeq, a predicted model, not a curated record